Molecule: messenger RNA, 1711 nt
Organism: Exophiala viscosa
Lineage: Eukaryota; Fungi; Ascomycota; Eurotiomycetes; Chaetothyriales; Herpotrichiellaceae
Product: permease for cytosine/purines, uracil, thiamine, allantoin-domain-containing protein
Exons: 1
Coding region: 15-1532 (505 amino acids)
Biological process (GO): transmembrane transport; cytosine transport
Cellular component (GO): plasma membrane; fungal-type vacuole membrane
Molecular function (GO): nucleobase transmembrane transporter activity
Source: RefSeq, a predicted model, not a curated record
AGUGCUCUCGGACCAUGGCCGAUAUCGAAAAGGGCAAGCCCCUGGCUGGGGAACCAUUGACUACAGUGGAGAUAUCCUCCGACGAGUCCUACGAGAUCGAAAAGCGUGACUCGGUGCUAUGGAAGAUUGUGAGAUGGUGUCGCGCCGAAGAGACUGGCGUUGAGCGCGUUACGGACGACAUGAAGACCAACCAUUCUCCAUACUCUAUAGGGAUACUUUGGAUGGCCAUCAACAUGGUUCCUCUUGGGUGCAACAUCGGCAUGCAGGGGAUUACCUACUACGGCAUGGGCUGGUGGGACUCAUUCUGCUGUAUCCUGUUCUUCAACAUCAUCGGUGUCCUCCCAGUUGCCUACAUGAGCACUUUUGGUCCUGCCUUUGGCAUGCGACAGAUGGUCUUGACCAGGUACUUCGUCGGCUUUCAAGUCAUGCGAUUAUUCGCCGCCAUCAAUGUGCUGACCUGCAUCGGCUGGUCGAUGCUCAACGACAUUUCUGGCGCCAACCUACUUCAUACGCUCGGCAAUGGUGCCUUGCCACCUUAUGCUUGCAUCUUGAUUUCAGCCAGUUGUACCAUGGUCAUCACGAUGAUGGGAUACAAGGUCAUCCACAAAUACAUGUCUUGGUUUUGGGUUCCCACUGUCAUCAUGAUCAUCAUCUUCAUUGCCCGGAUCGGUAUGUCACACUCCUUCUCGACCGGCACUAUGGCUGCUGGCUCGGCCGAGGCAGGUGCAGUUCUUUCAUAUGGUGCGGCCUUGGUCGGCAAUGCCUCCGGCUGGACACUGUUCGCCUGCGACUACAGUCUGUACCUUCCCAAGACCACUUCCAAAUGGAAGUUGGGAGCGUCGGUGUACGCUGGCAUCUUCUUCACUACCAUGUUCCUCCAGUUGACGGGUCUGGCUGCGGCUGCCUGCACCUUCACCAACGAGUACUAUGCACAAAUGUACGAAGAUUAUGGAGCUGGAGGGUUGUUUUACGGCUUCCUCGUACACGACUCAUUGCACGGCUUUGGAGAGUUUGUGAUUGUGAUGCUCUUCCUCUCCUUGGUCGCCUGCAACGUGGCUUGCGUCUACUCGGCAUCGCUGUCUGCCCAAGCCAUCUGCUCCCAAUUCAGGGUCCUGCCACGAUUCUUCUGGGCACUUCUCGCCAAUCUCGUGGCCUUGGGCGUCAGCAUUGCGGCAUACUACAAGUUCGACGAAGUCCUGAAUGACGUCCUGGGCAUGAUCGGUUACUUUAUAACUCUGUAUGUCGGCAUUUUCCUCUCGGAACAUCUGAUCUAUCGACGAAAGCUUGGUUACAACCUUGAGUCGUACCAAGACGCGAAGAAGAUGCCAGUCAGCUACGCAGCCUUGUUCGCCUUUUGCUGCGGAGUAGCUGGCGCGGCGGUGGGCAUGUACGAAGCCUGGUGGAUAGGCCCUGUGGCCAAGGAUGUUAGUUCGGUCUUUCCAGGCGAUCUGGGCUUUGAGCUGGCCUUCUGCUUCGCCUUUAUCGGACAUGCAUCAACCCGGUGGAUCGAGAUCAAGUAUUGGGGAAUGUGAAUGGUGUGCUACGCGCGAAUGUCUUGUUGAAGGCCAGCUUUGCCUGGCGUCACUGUUGAUGUUGAGAAACAACCUGGCAGCUAGACAACAAGGAAAUGUAUCAGAUUCAGAACACGUUAUGCUAGUAUACGUACAAAUAUGUUUCCCAGAGAACGUGUUUACGAAAGUAUGGGAUUGCG